GCAUUACAUAAAAAAGUUUUUUAUAGCCGCUUUUAGUUGGUUUUGACAACCUAAAUUUUGUCGUCCAACCCGCUUUCUCUCUAUAUGAUAUGCAAAGCUACCUAAGGCGUUCUGGGCUUUCUAAACUAUCUAAUGUUAGGACUUUGCCAUUGAUAAACUGUCAGUUCCAAUCGCUGGUAGUGAGUGAAAGGUCGAUACUGUUAUCAUUUGAUCCUUUUUCGUUUCUGCUUUAAAGUCAAACAUUUAGUUGAAUCUGAACUUAUUCCGCUAUAGUCGAGUGUACUGUACAGUUAGACGUAUUACAACUUUGCUGAUUCACAUACGAAAAUGGCACGAGAGUACGAUUUGAUCAUUUUUGGUGCAACGGGAUUCACUGGUCAGUAUGUCGUUAUGGAAGUAGCUCGUGUUGCCGACGAAGAGAAACUCACUUGGGCAGUUGCUGGUCGUCAUGUCGAAAAGUUAAAGCAAGUUUUGGAAAAAGCUGAGAAUGUGACUGGGAAAUCUCUCACGAAUGUUGGAGUCAUUAAGGCAGAUGUUAGUGAUCCAAAUUCACUUAGUGAGAUGGCCAAGAAAGGGAAGAUUGUUCUAAACUGUGUGGGGCCUUACAGAUUUUAUGGAGAAGCUGUAGUGAAAGCCUGUGUUGAAAAUGGAACAAGCCAUCUUGACAUAAGUGGGGAGCCUCAAUUUCUUGAAAGGAUGCAAUUGGAUUACAAUUCUACUGCUCGCGACAACGAUUGUUAUGUAGUGGGUGCUUGUGGAUUUGACAGUAUCCCAGCUGAUAUGGGAACUGUUUUUCUAGAACAAGAAUUUGAUGGGCAAGUCAACUCUGUUGAAACAUAUUUGAAUAUCAAGGCCAAACAUGGAUUUCGUCUUCACUACGGAACUUGGCAGAGUGCUAUCUACGGGUUCGCCUGUGCCAACGAAUUGAAACCGUUGCGCAAGAAGCUUUUCCCUCAGCGAUUGCCCGAGUGUCAACCAAAGCUAAAGUCUAGGGGACCACUCCAUCAAAAUCCAAUCGUCAAAUCAUGGUGUCUACCAUUUCCUGGAUCUGAUCGCUCUGUUGUAAUGCGAUCUCAGCGGUACUUAUACGAAAAGGAAAAAAAGCGCCCAGUUCAAAUGUCAGCGUACGUACAAUUCACUUCGUUAAUUGCGGCUGUACUGAUGAUCUCAACGGCUACCGUGUUCGGUAUUUUCGCGAGUUUCAAAUUCGGACGCAGUUUGCUGGAAAAGUACCCAAAAGUCUUCUCAUUCGGCGCAUUUGACCACAAAGGUCCAACUAAGAAAGAAAUGGAUGGAACGUCGUUUGUUCUUACUUUAGCUGGUAAAGGAUGGAGUGAGAAACUGGCAGAGCCGACGGAUGUGAACAAGAGCCGCCCCGAAAAAGAGCUGGUGGUUCAAGUGUCUGGACCUGAACCAGGUUACGUUGCCACACCAAUAUGCUUGGUACAAGCCGCUCUUGUACUCCUUCGCGAAGCUGAUAAACUGCCCUCUGAAGGGGGAGUGUAUCCACCUGGAGCGGCAUUUGGUAAAACUUCCCUGAUUAAACGUUUAACCAAAUAUGGAGUCAAAUUCGAAACUGGACUCAAAAGUUCCCUAUAAGAAAAUGAAAAACAUUUGUUGCUGCACUUUUUCUU
This is a messenger RNA of Daphnia pulicaria, 1634 nucleotides long. RefSeq names its product saccharopine dehydrogenase-like oxidoreductase. The transcript has 10 exons. Bases 328 to 1599 code for a protein of 423 amino acids. Gene Ontology annotation, biological process: glycolipid biosynthetic process. Gene Ontology annotation, cellular component: plasma membrane; lipid droplet; mitochondrion. The record is from RefSeq and is a predicted model, not a curated record. NCBI's taxonomy places the organism in Eukaryota, Metazoa, Arthropoda, Branchiopoda, Diplostraca, Daphniidae.